This is a messenger RNA of Prosopis cineraria, 4064 nucleotides long. RefSeq lists its product as uncharacterized. The record is from RefSeq and is a predicted model, not a curated record. Lineage: Eukaryota; Viridiplantae; Streptophyta; Magnoliopsida; Fabales; Fabaceae. Gene Ontology annotation, molecular function: RNA polymerase II complex binding; mRNA binding. Gene Ontology annotation, biological process: termination of RNA polymerase II transcription. Gene Ontology annotation, cellular component: cytoplasm; mRNA cleavage factor complex.
UCACUCGAUUGAUUUCUGACAGCAAAAAAUAAUAUUAAUAUUAUAUAUUCCUGUACUGAAUGGUUGUUUUCUGAAGCGAGCGAGCUUCACUACACUACAGCGUUUGUGCGCUCGAUCCCUAGGGAAUCGUCUUCGCCUUAUAUGUAACUCCGGAAUCAAGAUUCGAGUCUCUGUAUUCAAUCCUCUUUUUCUCUAUGUUUUCUGAUAAUUCUUGUGUAUCGGGAUUAGGGUUUUAUCUCAAUUCAAUUCUUAUUGUACAAUUUGAGAAUAGAGUUAUUUAAUUUGUUUCCUCUAUUAUGAGUCGAUUCAAUCGAAAAUAUACACGUGAGUAGUAAUGUUUCGAUGACAUUUGUUUAUUUGUGUUGUCUAAAUUAGCCAUAGCGCAUAGGAUAGGCAUUGCAUUAGGGUUAAUAUUAGGGUUUAGAUUUGUUAUCCGGUGAUGGACAUGGACAGCUCGCGGAGACCGUUCGAUAGAUCAAGAGAGCCGGGUAUCAAGAAAGCCCGACUGACCGACGAGCUCGAGCGUGGCUCAAGUUCCAGUCUUCGACCGUUUCCUCAGCGACAAGUGGCUUCUGGAGUUAAUUUAUUGGCCCCAGCAAGGUUUAGGACAAAUGACAGAGAUUCCGAAAACAGUGACUCUGGUCGCGGCGGAUACCAGCCCCCUGCUCACCAAGAGCUUGUCAAUCAGUACAAAACCGCACUUGCUGAGCUAACAUUCAAUUCUAAACCGAUAAUUACCAACUUGACUAUAAUUGCAGGCGAGAAUCUUUAUGCCGCGAAGGCAAUUGCUGCCACUGUUUGCGCUAACAUUCUAGAGGUUCCCACUGAACAAAAGCUCCCAUCUCUUUAUCUUUUAGACAGUAUUGUUAAGAAUAUUGGGCGGGACUAUAUAAAAUACUUUGCUGCUAGACUACCUGAGGUAUUCUGCAAGGCAUACAGGCAGGUUGAUUCUUCUGUCCACUCAAGUAUGAGGCACCUUUUCGGAACUUGGAAAGGAGUCUUUCCACCCCAGACCCUCCAGAUGAUUGAGAAGGAACUCAGCUUCACUCCUGCUGUCAAUGGUUCAUCUUCUGCAUCUACACUGAGGAGUGAUUCACAGUCACAACGACCACAGCAUAGCAUCCAUGUGAAUCCUAAAUAUCUGGAGAGGCAACGUCUUCAGCAGUCAGCCAGGAUUAAAGGAACAGCUAAUGAUAUUGCUGGAGCUACUACAAACUCUAGUGAUGGUGCAGAAAGGCCAGAUAGAGCAUUGGGUGCUGCACGGCCAUGGAUGGAUUCCAGCGCUAACAUGCAUAACAUUCAGGGCUCUAAUAGAGAUUCGUAUAAUGAUUCUGUUCCUGAAAAGGGCAUUGGUACAUCCUACGGAGGCAAUGAAUAUGGUCCUGAUCUUUCAAGGAGUUCAGGUUUGGGUAUUGGAAGAGCUGGUGGCAGGACCUCUGAGUUAGCACGUGACAAAACUUGGUACAAAGCAGGCAGCAAUGCUGCAGACAUGAUGUCUGUCCAAAGGAAUGGUUUCGGUCUCAAGCGUAGGUUAUCAAAUCAUGAAGCACCAAAGUCCAUCAUUUUGGAUGAACAUAAUCAGCCAACCCAAAGCUUAACUAGCAUAAAGAGUAGUGUCUUGUCAAGUAGCUGGAAAAAUUCUGAGGAAGAGGAGUACAUGUGGGAUGAGGUGAAUGCUGGACUGACUGAGCAUGGUGCAUCCAAUGCCUCUAGCAACUUGAGCAAAGAUUGUUGGACUGCUGAUGAUAACAAUUUGGCAGUUGAAGAUCACCUUCAAAGCAUGUUUCAGGAAGAUAGAGAAGUAUCCACUGAAACAAAACGCCUGCCUGGUUUUGGUCAUCGGCCAUCAUUAUCUUGGAAAUCUCAGCAGCAGUCAUUUGAUGAGCCGAAUCAUAGGCCAUGUCCUUCGGAAGGCAUUGGAUCCACUCUUGGUAGGUUGCCAAACAUUGUGAAUCCUUCUGAUGUCAAAAUGGGAAAUCGGCCUUUCUUGUCAAGUGCCACAUUAGGAUCAGUAGGAACAGCACAGCAACAGCAAUUUCAUUCUGUGGGAGCAGAGUCUCCUUCUAGGCAGUCACCUUUGCGACAACAUUCUCCAUCACCUCCGGUUAAUGUCCACCGUCCUCAUCAAAUGCAGAUUUUGGCUGAGCAAGACCAUCCACAGACUCUUAAAAUGGCUCAAUUUUCAGGACGUCUACAGGGCCAAGAUAUUCAAGAUUCAUCAUCCAUCCUCCCACGUACUGUUCAGCUGCAGAAUCUUGGUUCUAAUACUGAAGUUUCUGAGAUGAAGGAAACCACAGCCCUCUCUAAAGAAACUAAAGAAGCUUCAGAGCAGUCAACUACAAGUACUAUGUUAGCUGCAGUUAUGAAGAGUGGAAUUUUCAGCAGUGGUCAGCCCGGUACAAGUUUCAUGGAUAGAAGGAGCCUGACAUCGAAAUCAGGGGUUCAGCCUACGCAGCCAAGUGGAUCAUCUCCUACAACGUCCGUUUCUUCAGGGUCUGGGGUUGCAUCUCCAUCUCAAUUAGGUCCUUCUAAUGAUGACUUAUCUACUCUGCCAAAAGAAUCUCAAGGAAAGGUUGGAGCUCUGUCAAGCCUGCCUGCUCUACCCCCAUCUUCCUCUACUGUGAGUAGUGCCUCAGCCAAGACUUCAAAUGCCACCAAUAAUAAAUCUAAUCCAGUUUCAAGCCUUUUAAACUCGUUAGUUGCAAAGGGUUUGAUUUCUGCAAAAAUAGAUUCGUCUACUGAGGUGCCUGCUGAGGUGCUGAUUCGAUUGGAAGAUCAGAGCCAAAGCAUCACCACCAGCAGUACUCUGCCGGCUGUUUCAGUUACUGGUUCUGCAACUGUUCCUGAUUUAUCUACCAGAGACAAUCAACCUGCAAAAAGUUCUGCACAAUCAACCCCUGCAGAAAUUAAAAAUCUAAUUGGCUUUGUUAAGCCCAGUGUAAUCCGGGAAUUGCAUUUACCUGUGAUCAGAGAACUAUUGGAUGAUUUCCCCCAUCAUUGCAGCAGUUGUGGCCUUAGGCUUAAGCAUCAGGAACAAUUUAAUAGACACUUGGAGUGGCAUGCUAUGAGAGAAAGAGAACAAAAUGAUAUGUUGAAGGCCUCAAGGAGAUGGUAUUUGAGGUCAAGUGACUGGAUUGUCGGCAAGGAUGAAGUUUCAUCUGAGUAUGAGGGUAUUGAUUCCAUAGAUUUACACGGCAAUAAAUCAGACAGAAGUGAAGUGGAUGCUGAAGUUCCCUCUGAUGAAGAUCAGUGCUUAUGUAUGUUGUGUGGUGAGCUGUUUGAAGAUGUUUAUUGUCAAGAAAGGGAUGAGUGGAUGUUCAAAGGGGCGGUUUACCUUCCUGUCUCCGGUGGUGGUAGUGAGAUGUAUGUUGAUGUCUGUACUAAAAGGGGUCCUAUUGUUCACACUUGGUGCUUAUCAGGAGCUCCAUAUCUAGAGCACCUACAAAGGAACAGGAUUAGAGCUUUAAUUUAGAUCAUCUGAUCGAUGGUGUUUUUGUCAGAAGCUUUCGAAGGGCACUCAGGUUUACUUGGCAUUUACUUGAUUUUCAUGGCUCUUUCGUUCUGAAUUGAUUGAUGAUUGCCUCUAACUGGGCAUAGAGCCAUCGAACAAAUUUUGUGCUCUCUUUCUUUCUUUCUUUUUUCUUUCCUUGUAGUUUGGGGGGAAAAUCCAUAGUAUUCAAUAUAUAGAUGGCAGAAAGUUUUUGCAGCUCAACUUGCCCAUUGACGUGGUUGUGUUCCUUUAUUUUACUAUGGUGUAAUGGAUUUGCACUUUAGCAGCAUCUGGUGCUAAUACGAAGCCAGGGCAUUGGCAGCCAUGUUUGUCACAAUUGCUAGAUGGCCCUCUCUGUAUCGCCCAACAGCAACGACUCUGCUCCCUGCCUCUUCCCAUUUCCCCUAUCUUACUCUAUGCGCGCUUGCACGUCUCACUUUUCUGGUAAAAUGGGAGAGGGGGCAUUGAUUCUGUGCUGGGAUAAAAUAAUAGCAGUGUUUUCAUUACCUAGUCUCAAAUAAUCUGUUGAUUGGAUUGUGGUUAGUAGUGACUAGUGAGAUUGUUGAUUGUGAAA